Messenger RNA from Gambusia affinis (western mosquitofish), 5697 nucleotides. RefSeq names its product SH3 and PX domains 2B (gene sh3pxd2b). Gene Ontology annotation, molecular function: protein binding; phosphatidylinositol binding; superoxide-generating NADPH oxidase activator activity. NCBI's taxonomy places the organism in Eukaryota, Metazoa, Chordata, Actinopteri, Cyprinodontiformes, Poeciliidae. Gene Ontology annotation, cellular component: cytoplasm. The transcript has 15 exons. Gene Ontology annotation, biological process: superoxide anion generation. The record is from RefSeq and is a predicted model, not a curated record. Bases 362 to 3151 code for a protein of 929 amino acids.
AAGCAGCGCCUUCCAGCUGCUCAGAUGGGAGUGGGUGAGCUGGGAUAGGCUGGGAGUUUGGUUGGGAAGUCGUAAGCGGAUCCAGAAACGGCACAAGAAGGAAAGAAAGAAAGGAGGAGAUCCAGGAUCCAAAGACCUUCAUGCACAAAUCGACUGAAUGUUGUACAGGAAAUCUGACGCAGUAGUUUUGCGGAAAACGGGUUUUGUUACCGCCACAGGUGACGGAUUGGAGCUGUGUGGAUGACAAAGAGAGACUCGCGGUGAAACAGCUAACUUUUCCAACCGGGUGUGAUCGCUCGUAGAAAACUUGGAGUUGGAUUUCUGCGUUUUGUGGUAACGUUCAGUGGAAGAGGAGGACAUCAUGCCGCGGCGCACCGUGCAAGAAGUAAUCGUGCAAGAUGUCCAGAAGCGAAGGAGUCCCAACAAACACUAUGUUUACAUCAUCAAAGUGUCCUGGAGUGAUGGCAGUACAGAAACUAUUUACAGGCGCUACAGCAAGUUCUUUGACCUCCAGAUGGAAUUGCUGGAUAAAUUCCCUGUGGAAGGAGGCCAGAAGGACCCAAAGCGCAGAAUCAUUCCAUUUUUACCAGGAAAGAUCUUGUUUAGGAGAAGCCAUAUCAGAGAUGUGGCCAUGAAGCGACUACGGCCCAUCAACGAGUACUGCAGGGCUUUGAUCCAGCUGCCAGUCUACAUCUCUCAAUGUGAGGAAGUCCGAGUAUUUUUUGAGACCAGACCUGAAGACCUCAACCCACCCAAAGAGGAGCCCAUUGGAAAGAAGAAGUCAGGGUUUGUGGAGAGAGCGUCUACUUUCCUAAAGCGAGGAGACCCCACCUCUGCAGACGCACUCUUCCUCGAACAGUAUGUGGCAGUAACAGACUACGAGAAACAAGAGAGCACCGAAAUCAGUCUGCAUGUUGGUCAGACAGUGGAAGUCAUUGAGAAAAAUGAAUCUGGCUGGUGGUUUGUGAGCUCAGAAGAUGCUCAGGGCUGGGUUCCCGCCACCUGCCUGGAGGCUCAGGAUGACCCUGAUGACUUCACAAUUCCAGGAGAAGAAGUGCCUCGGAGGUUCUGGUCACUGCCAAGGCACGUGGGUCGGCGCAGAACUUUAGGGGAUCUAUUCAGCACAGGCUUUGGGCAAGAAGAAAAGUACUCUGUGAUUUACCCAUACUCAGCCAGGGAUCAGGAUGAGAUCGACCUGGAAAGAGGCAUGAUAGUCGAGGUUAUUCAGAAGAACUUGGAAGGCUGGUGGAAGAUCAGGUACCAAGGCCGCGAGGGCUGGGCUCCGGCCUCCUACCUGAAAAAGUCUGAUAUUCAAAGCCAAAGGCAAUCAGCAGGUGCUGCAGCUCAUGCCAGUACAAAUGACCUGGAAGGAGUUUCCAAACAGAACCUGCAGAACAAUGCAUCAAGAGACAACCAGAAGGAAAACAGGCUCUCUAUUUUCUCUGAUAACAACAAAAUUAAAGUGGGAUCAAGACACGGACUUCCUCCACGCAGAGAUCUAACCAUUCCACGUGGUGCAAACUUACCUAAGCCACCCGUUCCACCAAAGGUCGAGGAAGAGUAUUACACCAUAGCUGACUUUCAGACUACAAUUCCAGAUGGGAUUAGCUUCCAAGCAGGGGUCAAAGUUGAGGUAGUUGAGAAGAAUACAAGUGGUUGGUGGUACAUCCAGAUAGAUGAGAAAGAAGGCUGGGCCCCAGCCACUUUCAUCGACAAGUACAAGAAGACUAGUAAUGCCCUGCGACCCAAUUUUCUUGCUCCAUUACCCAAUGAGAUGGAGAAACUCAGGCUUGAGGAUGGUGGUGCCGAUGAUGAUACCUGGUCUAAGCCUUUACCAGAUGAGCCGACCACAGCCUCUGACUCCUUUGCCCGCCCAAAGCUGAGAGACUGGAAGUCCAGUGCCAACAAGACGACUCCAGCCUUCGCUGGGCCUCUGCCUCCAGCCCCAGCUGCCCCUCCAGCAGAAGAGAAACCAGCUCUGCCACCUCGACGGGAGUCUAUUAAUAAAAGCUUUGAGUUGGAGGCAGCGGAGAAGCCAAAACCCGAUCAUUGCAAGCCGUUGCCUCCAAAACCACCAGCACCUGGAGUCAUCGUGCCUCUUGUUACCCCCAAAUCUGCCCCUUUCAAGCCAGAGAAGCCACCAGAGAUCAAAAAGGAAGAUAAGAGCAAAGCUCUUCCUCUUCGUAAUGAAAUGGGUCUUGAGUGUGGCCACAAAGUUUCUGCUAAAGAGGUGAAGAAGUUUAAUCUGAAACCUGUUCCCAAACAGCCACCAAAACCGAAGGCAGAGAACCGGGAAGAGAAACCAGAGCCUGCAGGACCUGCAGCCUUUAUGAAGGGUAAGCCGGUGGUCAGACCGAAGCCCGUUCCAGCUGCCAAACCUGAUCCACCAACAGAAAACAAAGUGGACAUCACCAACUUAAGGAGCAAGUUGAGGCCAUCAAAAGCUGCUGAUGUUGGCUCUCUGUCUUCUGAGGGAAACCAUCAGAAUGAUUCUUCAGCAGCAGGAAGCAGUUCACCCCCCAGCUCUUCACCCAUCCACAUCCCUGUGCUCAAUAACAGCAAGUCCUUUGAUGAGCCAAAACUCCCUGCCAAACACAUAAAUGGUCUUAGCCAGGAGAAAUCAUCCCCUCCUCCAAAACCAGCAGUGCCCCCACACAAGGAGCCUCCUCAGAGACCUCCUGUUAUGGCUCCAAAAAGACCUCCUCCUCCAAAGAAGACCGAUCCAUCCAGCCCAACCGAAAACAAGCCUCCUUCUCUGAGAGAACCGCAAGAGACUCCCAAGCCUGGACCACCACCACAACUCAGCAGGCCCCCUCCCCCAAAACCCAAAGCAUUUGUUCAACCACCUUCAAGCAAAGAGAAAGACGAUCCCAAGGGGAAUAAAGCUCCCAUUCCUCCCAAACCCCAGAUGAAACACGAAAAGUCCGGACCACCCAAGGACAAGCUUCCACCGUUACUCAAGGAGCCCAGUAAGGAUGAGCUUUAUCUAGCUGUGGCGGACUUUGAAGGGGACGAGCAAACAUCCAGCUUCAAGGUGGGGACCGUGUUUGAAGUUCUGGAGAAAAACAGCAGCGGUUGGUGGUUCUGUAAAAAUGUAGGAGAAGAUGUUGAGGGCUGGAUCCCCUCGAACUACCUGAGCAAAAAGCCGUAGGUUUUAUGAUUCAUUUAAAUGUAACCAGAAGAGAACAAAAUAAUACACCGAUGGUGUAAAUGUAAAGAAAAGCAAUCUUUCUGCCACUUCACAACUUAUUUUAUUUAUAGGUACAUUUUUUUAAAUAAAUACUUUAAAAAUAUCCAGCCAAUCGAACCAGCAAAAAUAGACUUUUUUUGUGGAGGUUUCAUGAUGUUUACUUAUUUUUAUUUGUAUCUAGAUCUAGUCAUACUUGCUUUCGUGGCUACGUGUCAAUCACAGCCUCUGUAUCAUGUUCCCAUAACUUAGGCUGAAAACUGGGACGGCAUUUAGCCCGAGUUACAGGGUGUGCCUGAUUUACGGGUGUGUUAGCACCCAUGCCUUUAAGGAUGCAGUGCCUCAAAAUAUAUGCAAAGUAUAGGCUUCAGUGCUUACAAAGUAUAUGCAGCUGUAGGCUUAGUAGGUGUUCAUAUCUUGCCAGUUUCUAUUCUGCAGCAGGAAAAAAAGGAUCCUAAAUAACUUAAGUAUUUCAUGAGUGUAGUGGGGACAUUCACUAAUUUCAUCUGAGCUUUCAUGUAUGGUUAACAUUUUUCUUUAAAAUAUAUCUUUGCCAAGUAUUAAUGUUGUUUGUAAAUUUAAAAACUUCCAUCCAGGUGCAUCUCAAUAACAUAGAAAAAUCUAAAUGUUUCUAAUUUUAGAUCAACAGAGGAAGCUCAUAUUUUAUGUAAAUUCAUUACCUUAUGUCCUGCACAUUUCACUGACAAACUCAGAAAGGCAUUGCUUUAAAAAAGUCCAAUGUUCAAAGUGCUUUGUCUAAGUGCAUUCAUGGAAAAUUGAGUGGAAAGAAAAAGUGUGGUUAAAAAAAGAAGGUACACUGGCCACAUGAAAGAAAUUGACUGGGCUGCAGAGAGCCAGUGCUUCCAAAGCCACCACACCCACCUAUGGCUUAAAACUGUUGCAUUUCUUGUAUUAAGUCAUAUUAGAAAUAGAGACAUAGAAAGUGAGGUCAAUUUUUAUUUUGGGCCCAGAGACUGGACGAAGACUAAAGAUUCUUCAGGUCCAGUAAGAUUUGUUUUCACAGUCAGUGAUCAUUUAUAGAACCGUUUCAUCUGCUGUUGGUUCCUCGUGGCUCAUCAAGCCUAAAGUUAAUGCACCGUCUACCAGAAACCUUUAGAGCCUUGUGCCUCCUUCUGCAGACAGUGUUCUGUAGAUAAAGAGUUGACAACUGCUGACACUGCCAAUAUUACCAUGACCGUAGUAUGACUGUGUCUCAAAGGACAGCAAACUUAUCAGACAGAACCCCACAGAGCAGGGGUGUCAUACUCCAGUCCUCGACUCUCUGUCCUGCAACUGUUAUAUGUGCUUCUGCUGCACCACACCUGAAGGGAGUAAUUAGGUCAUUAAGGCUCUGGAGAACUGAUCUACACAAGGAGCAUUUUAUUCCAGUGUUUUAUACUUGUGGCACAUCUAAAACCUGCAGGACAGCAGCUCUUGAGCACUGGAGUUUGACACCAGUGUUUUAUGUGGACUUACUAAAAAACAUCAACUUACUGAUGUUACUUCAGUUUAUUAGGAUGCACCUGUAUUAGCAUUCUUUUAUUGUUGACUGAAUCAGUGAUGAUUGUUGUGAUUUGUAACAGAUGUGCAGCUUCUUUCAAUUAAAGCAAGUUCAAGUUUUGCACAAUUUCAGUGCGGAGAGAAGAACAACUUUUAACGUUACACCAGCUUUGUUUCUUUUCUCUUUUUUUAGCUCAGUUACAAAGUAGUUACUCCAAUCAUCUUUAUGUAAGCAUAAUAUCCCCAAGUAAGAGGUUGAUAGGAAGCUUUGUGUCAGAAAACAUUUUUUAACAUAACUGUUAUCUUUCAUCCAAACAUAAGAGCUGUACAAUGUGAAAUGCAGAACAUUCUGCCCAUAAGAAAUUUAAGAUUUCCAUUGGUUUGUGCAAUGAUUCACAGUGAUGUAAAUGUACAGGCUUUUCCUGAUGUUCGGUGCUCAAAUAAAAAAAAUGACCAUUGUAUAAACAGAAUAUUUUACAUGCUUGACUGGUUUCAAGCAAGGGUCAGCAGAGCAAAUUAUUUUUAUUGUACAGUGAUGUCAUACUUUUGCCGUUUUUUUAAUGGUCCUUGUAGUUCUUUUUGAUGUGCAAUUUCAAAAUAGUGGAAUUUGCUUUAAUCAUAAUUACAAAUGGUAUAGUUUGGUGGUUAAAAUAAAAACUAAUUUGCUUUAUCAAGUAACUGGCUGCUACUUUUACAGGAAAUGGUUCAAUAAAGUAACAAUAAAAUGUUUGUAGACAAGGCUACAAGUUGUGACACUACUUAUGUUCUGCUUGUAGGUGCUCAAAUGUUUCACUAAAUUCAAGCCAUAUUACAGCACUGACAGUCUGUCAUCCUAAUAAACAUUUCAAAAUAAAACCUACAAUGUCAAAGGUGUUAUGUGGCCAAAGGAGUGCAGAAUGCACAUUGAUUGUCCCGCAUAUUUCAGUAUUUUAUUUCUUUUUCUAUGUAUUUUGCAUUACACUGUCUCUAUCUUUACUUUUAAGUCAAUAAAAAAAAAAAUGAACUUGGAA